Molecule: messenger RNA, 1329 nt
Organism: Magnolia sinica
Lineage: Eukaryota; Viridiplantae; Streptophyta; Magnoliopsida; Magnoliales; Magnoliaceae
Product: UPF0481 protein At3g47200-like
Exons: 1
Coding region: 1-1329 (442 amino acids)
Source: RefSeq, a predicted model, not a curated record
AUGUCAACUGUGGAAGUGAACGAUGUGUUCAGGACCACAGCCGGCAAUUUCUACAUGCCAUCGGUCAACACAUCCGUUUCCUUGCAAACCAUCUACAGAGUUCCAGACAGAAUCCAGCAAGCAAACGAGGGUGCGUUCAAGGCGUACGGGCCCCAGGUCGUGACGAUCGGCCCAUACUAUCACCAUGAAGAAUUUGAAAGGCACAAAGAGCGGUACCAAAAGUCAAUCCUCUUCCGCAAUCGCAACCAUGUGUUGGAGGACUACCACACCGCAAUCGUGGAGAAUGAAGCGCGAAGUUGCUACUCGGGGUAUGUCCACCCCAAAGGCAACGAGUUUGUCAAAAUGAUGGUGCUUGAUGGUUGCUUCAUUGUUGAGCUCUUUCUCAGGGAGAAAGAAAAGAAAGAAAACAAAGAAAAGAAGCCAGAAAAUGAGCAAUCCGAGGAGGACCCUAUAUUUAGUACGAUUUGGAUGCUGCCCCUUAUCAGGUAUGAUAUGCUCCUCCUCGAAAAUCAAAUUCCCUUCUCUGUUCUGAAGGUUAUUUACGAAAAGGCUAGUGGGGGGAAUGGUUCACUUGUGGAACUCGCCCUUGAUUUCUUCAAACCCAUCAUACCUAAUCAUGAGGAAAACGAGAUCAAGGUUUCCGACCAUCAGAUCAAUUUUAACUACUUUCAUCUGCUCCAUUUGUUCCACUCGUAUUUGUGCCCGAAAGGUUCAAAUGAGGCAAAUGAGACCAAGUUGACUAUUAAUAACAGUCGACCAAUCAAGAUGAUCCCUUGCGUGACUGAACUCCAACUUGCCGGGGUCAAGUUCAAGAAGAAGAAGGACUUCAGUAGCUUCUUGGAUGUGAAAUUUAGCGGCGGGGUGUUGGAAAUCCCGUACUUCUGUAUAGAUGACCAUACCAAUACUCUCCUUCGGAACCUUGUAGCGUUGGAACAAUUCUGCUACCCAAAAGUAAAAACGAUCCAUUUCACGAAUUACGUUGGGUUCAUGGAUUGCCUUAUCAACACAUCCAAGGAUGUGGCAUUACUCCAUCGCAAGGGGAUCAUAGAUCAUUUGUUGGGAAGUGAUGGGCAUGUGGCAGACUUAUUCAACCAGCUCUGCUAUGGGAUAUUCAAUGAUUUCGAGGAUCAUAAUUACCUUUCCGGUAUAUACAAGGAUGUGGAUAAAUAUUACAACAACCCAUGGAAGACGCGUUUGGCGAACUUGAAGAGUGAUUAUUUCACCAAUCCGUGGGCCAGCCUUUCUUCGGCAGCGGCCGUAAUCCUCAUCCUGCUCACUUUCCUCCAAACUUUCUACGCUAUCUUUGCUUACCACCGGCCAGGGUCCUAG